Molecule: messenger RNA, 931 nt
Organism: Carica papaya (papaya)
Lineage: Eukaryota; Viridiplantae; Streptophyta; Magnoliopsida; Brassicales; Caricaceae
Product: PPR containing protein
Biological process (GO): Group II intron splicing; chloroplast organization
Molecular function (GO): RNA binding; protein binding
Source: RefSeq, a predicted model, not a curated record
ACCUUGAAUGAGUGCUUGUGAACUAUCUAUAAAGAAGAAUUUUAAAACAGGAAAGCACAUGUGAUCUAAUGUUUUAAAAUUUUACAGUAAAUAAUAAACAUGAUAAAAAUAAAAGAAAUCUUUUUUUAAGUUGGUGUCUGAGUGGUUAAUGUUUUAAAAUGCUAAAAUUUAUUUCUUUCCUCUUCCAAGCAAAACCUGUCCUCUCAUGGCUCCAUCCCUGACCUCACUUUCCACUCCCUUCUCCUCUCCUAUUCCUUCUCUCAAACCAAACCCUAAGCAAAUCACCACAAACUACAAUCACGUACGCUGCGGCCCACGAGGCAACCGUGGCCCCCUGGUCAGGGGUCGAAUCCUGAGCACCGAGGCAAUUCAAGCAAUCCAAGCCCUCAAGCGUGCACACCGCUCCACCGCCGCCAACCUCCCGUCCCUCUCCCGUCUCCUCAAGUCCGAUCUCCUCGCCGCACUACGAGAGCUCCUACGUCAAGAUCAGUGUACCCUCGCCCUCCACGUUCUCUCCACCGUCCGAUCGGAGUACCCGCCCGUCGAUCUCAACCUUUACGCCGAUGUAGUCAACGCUCUAGCCCGAAACGGCAAGGUGGAUGAUAUCGACCGUCUGAUCAAUGGCUCGCUUUCAAUUUCCGAUACUGAUGAUGACGGGAAGGGGCUGAUUAGGCUGAUUAAAUCGUUGAUUGGAGCUGGGAGGAGAGAGUCAAUGGUGAGAGUUGUAGGGUUUAUGAGGGAAAGCGAGUGGAGAGGUGAUGAUGAAUAUGUGGUAAUGGUUUUGAGUAGGGGAUUGAGAAGUGUGGGUGAGUCACGGUUGGCUGGUGAGGUUGAAAAGGAAUUUGGUGGUGUUGUUAGGGGUAAUUUAGACUAUUCAUAAAUUGACAAUUUCUUAAUUACUUUUACCAAAUUGCCAUUCUCUGGAGUAAAA